This is a messenger RNA of Blastomyces dermatitidis ER-3, 1719 nucleotides long. RefSeq names its product FYVE domain-containing protein. Gene Ontology annotation, cellular component: ESCRT-0 complex. The record is from RefSeq and is a predicted model, not a curated record. The coding region runs from base 502 to 1362 and encodes 286 amino acids. The transcript is spliced from 2 exons. Gene Ontology annotation, molecular function: ubiquitin binding; metal ion binding; phosphatidylinositol-3-phosphate binding. NCBI's taxonomy places the organism in Eukaryota, Fungi, Ascomycota, Eurotiomycetes, Onygenales, Ajellomycetaceae. Gene Ontology annotation, biological process: protein targeting to vacuole; protein transport to vacuole involved in ubiquitin-dependent protein catabolic process via the multivesicular body sorting pathway.
GCGCGAUCUUCUUUGUUCUUCUUUGUUGCCUCUCCUUGUCUCUUCUUCUUUGUAUUCCACCCACUUGUACGCUGCGUAUUAUUCCCUCCCUAUCCCCUAGCCUUGUUCCUACGGUAACCUUGGCUCGUCGUAAUAAUAGGUUUGAACUGUAACGUAACAGCAUUGAGUUUACGGUUCGCCGCCAGCCGCCGUAGAUAGCCAAAAUUACCGCUAAGUUCCGGAUUACCAUACGCUAUCUUUCAUCUUUCGCCCAACCCCAACCCAUAUAGCCUAGGUGGUAAGAACUAACUACUGCGUACAGCGUAGCUGAACGCCAAUAAUAGAGGAAAACGACGUCUAUCUCUUCGCUCUUUUGCCCUCUCUCAUCGGGCCUUGAUUUAUUUCCGCCCCGUAUAAACCCAUUUUCAUCAUCUCAUCUCAUCCUCCUUGAUCUGUAGUUACUUACUCUCCCAAUUUAUCCUCCUGCUCCUAUCUCUUUCUCCAUCUAGAGCCAUCUUAGAUAUGUCAACUACAUUCUCUUCUCAAUCUCAAACGAACAAUCCCACCCCUUCAGCUCAGGUUCCUUCGCCCGUGAACUCUACUACCGUCACACCGGCGAACAAUUCUCCCACCUCCCCCCGCCUACAGAACGCUCAGCUCCAUCAAUUACACCUGCAAUCGCGCCAGCUCCGCCCCCCAAAGACUCCGUUGUACGUUCCCGCUGUCCUCCGGCCUACUGAGCGCGCAACAAAACCUUCUCCUCUCACCCCUCCACGCAGCAUACAUGGCUCCUUAGAUAGCCUGGAUGACCAACCGGAGAAUGCUGGCCCCAUUACCCGGAGUUCGACCUUUGAGAGCGUCAAAAGCGCUGUGAGUAAACGUGCUGAGGAUGAGUGGCUGAAGGAUGAGAAUUUGGGAGAAGUGACAGGUUCACCCACGCGGGAGCAUUGGAAGGCUGAUUCCGCAUCCCCUACUUGCGACUCACCCACUUGCCGUUCUUUCUUUGGCCUCUUCCUUCGCCGACAUCACUGCCGGCACUGUGGCCAUGUCUUUUGCUAUUCACAUACUCUCCACAUGGUGCCCCUCGACCAAAAUGCCCGCUUCCAUCCCGAUGGAAUCCCCUCACGUGCCUGCGAUCUCUGCUGGAGCGCCUACCGCCGCUGGGACAAGGCUCGCACCACGCGACUCAACGAAAUACAACAGGAUCUUGUCUCUAAUGCAGAAGAUGUCCAAGAUAGAAACCCCUCGUCCGCUAGGGCAAUGAGAACCAAUGGCUCCGGUAACGCAGCAGCUACUCGUCCGGGUGGCAUGGCACCAUCAAUCGCUCAAGAAGGCCUUGCUGCAAGUAGCGUCCCGAGAGACUGGAGCUGGAGCACAUUCUGACAGGCUACAUAUGUAUAUCCCAUUACACACCUUCCUUGCGUUUUUUCAUUUUAUAUCUUGCUUUUUUUUAACAUUUCACUUCGUACGGAUAUAUUUCCCAUGAAUGUUGGCGUCCCUAUUUCCAAGUUUCAUCACACAUCCUCCUACCUUCGCCUAGCAAAUCCUUUACGCCGAUUUACCGCUUGUCUCUCCCUGUUUUCGUCAACCCCUAUAAUUCUUUUUUUAUUUUCUUUUAGAUUUCUGCUGUUACUAUACUGGUGUUCACUCUAAUAGAUGGUUGCGGCGCAGAUUGUUAUGGAUAUAUUUCGUUUAUCUUCCCUUGUUUUCACUCUUUCUGUCUUUCUUUCUCUCUCUCUU